Pedinophyceae sp. YPF-701 is the source of this 1977-nucleotide messenger RNA. Lineage: Eukaryota; Viridiplantae; Chlorophyta; Pedinophyceae. The record is from the annotation of a GenBank genome assembly.
AUGUUCGGCAUGGCGGCGCCCGCGGGCGCCCUGAGCGCGAUCAUGGCCGUGAAGGACCGCAUGGGCGUCGAGAGCCCCACGGACGACCCCCGCUCGUUGGCGCCCGAUGCCGCUGCGCCAAGCGACAGCGCGGCGCCGCUGCCGGACAUCUCCGGCUACCUCGCGGCCGUCGACGAGCGCGAGCUCUCGUACCUGCGCUUCAUGGGCGUCCUCUGCACGCUGCCCUACCGGAUGGACCGCCUCACGCCGGCCUACUUGCGGCGCCUGUACAACCUGGAGCUCAUCUCGUCCUCACGGGCGUGCUCGCUGCCGGGCGCCGAGACCAAGCCGCUGCGGAGGUCCCCUGCGCGGAGCCGCGCCGCGGAGCGCGGCGCCGUGGCGUUCGAGGCUGCGACGGCCGCGAUUUCGGCGAUUGCGGCACGCGACGCGGGCGGGAGGGGCGCGUCGCCGCCGCGGGUGCGGCGGGACGCGGCCGCGGCGCUCGCCGGCGCCGUCGCGGGCGUCGGGGAGAUGGUCCGGCGCGGAGUGAGCGCGGCGCCGACGUCGCGCGAGGCGUUCCUGGCGGCGGUGGGCGCCGCGGUGGACGGCGCGCUGCGGCGCGGGAUGGAGUCGCUGUCCGGCACGGCGACGUGGCUCGGCGGGCUGGACGUGCCGCCCGUGGUCGCGGCCGCGCUGCGGAUGCCCGGCGGCGACGGCGUGCUCGCGGGCGAGCUCGGCGACAGGCCGCCGCCGUCGGCGGUGGCCACCCCCCCCGCCGACGCCGGCGUGCCGCUCGCGCCGGCGCCGGAGGCCGUCGGCGCGGGCCACCUCGGCCUCAGCAGCUACCUCCCGUCCUCGGUCGCGCACGAGGCGUCCCACCGCGUCCCCGUGGAGUGGUUCCUGUGCGACGACAACGACCGCGGCAUCCGCUACGUGGUCAUCCAGGGCUCCGCGGGCGCCGACAGCUGGAUGACGAACCUCACGUUCCGGCCGGAGACCUUCGAGGACCCCGAGCUGGACGUGCGCGUGCACGACGGGGUGUACUCGGUCGCGCGCACGCUCUACGCGCGCGUGCUCCCGCUGAUCGAGGAGCACCUCAAGACCGGCGGCCCGCGCGCGACGGUGUGCUUCUGCGGGCACAGCCUCGGCGGCGCGGUGGCCACGGCGAUGAUGCUCAUGCUGGUGCACCGCCGCGCCGUGCCCGCCGAGGCGCUGCGGCCGGUCGUGACGUUCGGCGGCGCCGCGGCGUUCUGCGACAUGCUGCGGCCCGCGGACGGCGCCGCGAGCACGUGCGCGAUCCUGCAGCGGUUCGGGCUGCAGGAGGGAAUGGUGCGCAACGUCGUCAUGCACCGCGACAUCGUGCCGCGGGCGUUCGCGUGCAACUACCGCGUCGUGCAGCGCGUGAUCCACGCGUGGGGCGAGCGCUGGCGCUCGCACGCCUGCCUCGGCCGCCCCAGCAAACGGUCCGGGAAGGUGGUGCUCUACAACUUCCCUGGGCGCGUCCUGAUCCUGCAGCCGUGCCGCCGGCUCUCGUUCGUGAACGGCGACGGCUACCACGAGCUCCUCCCGCCCACGCCGGGCCUGUGGACGGUCCGCGAGGCCGCCAAGCGGGCCGUCAGCAAGGCGCGGGCCGCGGCGGCCGCGGCGCUCGCGCCGCCCGGGUUCUCGCCGCCGGGGCGCAUCGUGCUGACGUCGGCCGUGAUGUCCGAGGAGGACGCGACGGCUGCGGCGGAGGCGGAGGCGGAGGCGGAGGCGGAGGCGGAGGUCGAGGCCGACGCCACGGAGUACGCAGGGCUCGAGCGCGCUGUUGCCAACCGGUACGACCCCGGGAGCACGUGGGAGGCGAUCAUGUGCCUGAUGGACUUCCCGCACCCGCUGCGGAUCCUCGCGGGGCCGGCGUACGGCGGCGACGGGACCAUCAGCCGGUACCACGCGCCCGACAGCUACACGCGGGCGCUGCGCUCAGUGUUCUACCGCCGGCGGGGCGGGUCCAGCUGA